AAAUUUUGCAUACCUCUGCAUGUAUGCUUCUGUUUGAUACUUGUGCUCUGCAGACAAGGAUAAUGAAUUUUCCAAUAGUCCUCCUCUGGUUUUUGUUUCCUUUCAAGAAGCCUACUGUUUUGGUGUAUUACGGUACUCUAGUUCAUGUCAUGUGCUGCCCCUUUUUAUUUGUUUUAACUGUAUACUUUUUUAAAAGUAAAACUCAUUCUUAUUCAUUUGGGAAAUAAGUACCAUUGUGGCAACUGUUUAAGUGUAGGAAACUGUAGGCCAAAAUUUUGUACGAUGUGGCAAGUUUAGUUUUGCUUUUCCUCCCACUCUUUUAAUGUAAUUAACUUUUAUACUUUCACACCAUGCCCUCAUUCCAAUAAAUUUAGAAUAGCAUCAGGAUGAUGAAAAUACAUCACCAUUUGGCUCUAAUUUGAAUCAGAUUCUUGUGUUACAGUAUUAUCCAUUGCAGUUAUUGCUGCUAAAUGUAUUUCAGCACUCAUUCAACGGUUUGACAGUAGACACAACUAACUAUCCUGGUGCAAUUUUGAUUAUAUAUUGAUCUCAAGUAUCAUCUUGCAUUUAAAUUGAUGUGUCUCAGUUGAAUCUGUUUUUAAACACUAAAGGUGUCUUGUCAGAAAUUCGUGCAUUUCCUCCAAGCAGGUUCAUGUAGCUUAUUCACCUUCAUGAAUCUCUCUAUUUAUUACAUUACUUCUUAAUAGACAAAGCCAUUGUAUUGUGACUGAAUAUAGUAUGUAUGACUGUCCCAACUUUAUGGUGCUUUCUUGUGUUUGUUUUCCUUGCUCUUGCUUGUGAGUGGGAUUUGUGGAGUAGUGUCCUCUACUUUUGAGGAAUAAGAAGAAAAAAAUCAUCCCCUAUUGCAAUUUUAUGAUACUAAUGUGUGUUAAAAUGUUAACCAUUACUUGUACUUCCAUAUUUAGCAUUAUAAUGUUUUAUUUAUUUGCAUGGAACAUGAUUUCUAUGUCUAUCAUAAAAGUAUUUUUUACAAUUUUUAUUACAAAUCAUUUAUUUCUUGGACUCAUCUGACGGUGGCAGUUUCUUGUUUUAAAUGUGGAAUAUUUUUAUGAUUCCUAUUUAUCUUGCUUUUACCAAAUAGUUCUAUUGCAGCUCAGCUCAGUGUAGUAGUUUAGGUCUGAAGUCCUCAAAAGUUAAAUAAAGUCAUGUCAAUUUUUUAAUUAAUUAUAGAUUUCAUUUUCUUACCAUCCUUCAGUAUGCUUGCAAAUCACAGUAUGUAAUUGAUAAGUACAGUUCCUGAAGAAUAUACAUAAACUUGCCCACAAACUGGACUCAAGUGGAACCUGCUCUUGCUGGGGCUCCAAUUGUACCUGUACACAAGAAAUACAGAGUAACUAGACUGAGAGAUACAGGAAAAUUGGAAUCUAGUGAUAGUGGGAUAGUAGAGACGAAUAUUUUUGUCCGUCAGGAAUCCUCAGCCACUCGUAACCUAUUUUCUAUUUAUUGCGAAAAUACCCUAGCGUGAAUACUUGUUCUAUUCAGCCCUCAGGUCGUAUCCUACCGCCAGUUCCCCCUCCCCCUCUUUUCCUGUCUCGCGCGCUAACGUUCUUUUGUUUUUCAGUUGUGUCUUCUGCUGUCGGACUUGCCAACACCUGCCAAAAUGAAAUCAUUAAUGCAGCCGAGAAUGAGACGACCUAGAAACAUUGACAGUGUUAGAAAGGAUCUUCAGUUUUGUAUUUUAAAAUUGUGAUGGAUUUAAAAUACUCUGAGUGAUCGAGAGGUUCUACAAGAACAAGGCAUUUCAUGUCGUAGUGUUUCACACCCUCAGUCGCCAUGUCUCCUUAAAAUCAACAGAAAAACUUUGUGUGUUGUGAGUUGAAGUUUUCUGUAAACACUUCUCCGUAUUGUAUUUUAGCGUAAGCGUCAAUUGACGUUUGAGUCAAUUUUGUCACUAGCUUUCGAAUCUACAAUUUAAGCCGGCACCAUGGCGGCUCUGUCUGCGUACCAGCAGAUGAGGAGAGCCAAUCUGAACGAGAACACACAAUUCUUGAAGAAUUAUGGUCUUCAAGCACCGGUAGUGGAAAGCACAUCUGUCACAAGAGAAGAAGUCGAUGAGCCCAAGCCCAAGCGUGUCACUAAACGUGCUAAGAAGCCCAAACGUUUGCAACAGCCCAUCCCACCUGAAGAAAGGCGUUCAUCAUUUCGCAUCCGUUUGAAAGUUCAGCAAGAUUCCUUUGAGGACUAUGAAUCACUGAAAGAUAGUGAUGAAGACGAUGAUGAUGAUGAUGAUGAUGAUGAAGAAAAAGAAAAGGAACUUUUGAAGAAUUUGAGUCAACCCAAUCGUAAGCUUGCUCGCCCUCCUCGCCCCAACUCUUACGGAUCUAUUACAGGUGUUAAGGUUGGAACAUGGUGGGAAACUCGCUUGGAUUGUAAUUACGAUUACAUCCAUCGCCCCACUGUUGCUGGCAUCCACCAAGGACCUGAUGGGGCCUACUCUGUAGCCCUUUCUGGAGGGUAUGAAGAUGAUGUGGACUUGGGUCAUUUUUUCACUUACACUGGUGAAGGUGGUAGAGAUCUCAAGGGCACCGUCAAUAAUCCUAAAAACUUGAGGACUGCUCCACAAUCAAAGGACCAAACUUUAACUCGUGGAAAUUUGGCCUUGUCAAGAAAUGUUGAAACAGGAAACCCAGUCAGAGUGAUUCGGGGCUACAAGCUGAGGAGUAAAUUUGCCCCAGAAAGAGGAUAUAGAUAUGAUGGGCUUUACAAUGUUGUAAGAUACUGGGAAGCAGUUGGAAAAGCAGGUUACAAAAUUUAUAAGUAUGAAUUCAAACGCUGUGAUCCGGAACCAGCUCCAUGGGACAAGAGUGCCUCACCAGUCAAAGGUCUAUCUCAGGAUGAGGAUGAAGAUGAGACAGAAGAAGAGAAUGAAAACUGCACACUUGACGAUGAGAAGACCUCACCCUCUGAAGAUUGGCAUGGCUGGACAGGAGAACCCAUUCUUCCAAAGACCACCAGCUUCACCUUAAAACUGGGGGAUGAAGAAGAGCAAGUUGAUUUGAUUGGAGAUAAGUGGUGUAGAGUAACAGAUAUGGUUCCUGUCCCUACUGAAGGUGCCUUAAACAGACAACAAGCAGAAGGGCCUGCACAAACAACUGCCUUGUGUGAGGGUUUCAAUGUUGACUCUAGUCUUAGUGGUGAAGGUGGAGAAUGGAGAGAGGGCCAAUUUGAUGUAGAAAAUAUUGUGACUGAGGCAGAACCUUCUGUGGAUGACUGGCAUGGAUGGCCUGAUGUAGGUUUCUCUAUCCUGGACUGCCCACAAUCUUUCAAUUGUAUUCUCCAAGAAGAUAUUUAAAGAUUUUUAAGAUUUUUAAUUUUCAGUGCUGCUAAGUUUUAGACAACUGUAAUUUGGUUGUUCUUUAUGAUUGAACUUCCAUUAAUUUCAUGCAUGCUUCUUUUUUUAUCUUUCAUUCCUGUCCAUUCCAUGACAAACAAAGGCUGUACCUAUUUUAUUUAGUUUUGAUUCUGUGCUGUGAGAAGAAAUAAAGGAAAAUGUGAAAGUUCAUAA
This is a messenger RNA of Thrips palmi, 3526 nucleotides long. Its product is annotated as histone-lysine N-methyltransferase, H3 lysine-9 specific SUVH1-like. NCBI's taxonomy places the organism in Eukaryota, Metazoa, Arthropoda, Insecta, Thysanoptera, Thripidae. The record is from RefSeq and is a predicted model, not a curated record. Gene Ontology annotation, biological process: negative regulation of gene expression via chromosomal CpG island methylation; protein ubiquitination. The transcript has 7 exons. Gene Ontology annotation, molecular function: ubiquitin protein ligase activity. Bases 1946 to 3313 code for a protein of 455 amino acids.